This is a messenger RNA of Kluyveromyces lactis, 747 nucleotides long. RefSeq names its product Ccw14p (gene CCW14). The coding region runs from base 1 to 747 and encodes 248 amino acids. The record is from RefSeq and is a predicted model, not a curated record. Lineage: Eukaryota; Fungi; Ascomycota; Saccharomycetes; Saccharomycetales; Saccharomycetaceae. The transcript has a single exon.
AUGCGUUUCUCUACUGCUCUAGGUGCUGCUUUUUCUCUUGCUGUUUUAUCUACCGAGGUUGUUGCUACUCCACCAGCUUGUUUAUUGGCAUGUGUUGCUCAAGUCAACAAGAAAUCUGACUGCGAUGGCAUGCAAGACAUUGCUUGUAUGUGUAAGUCAGACGGUUCUGAUUUGACCUCUUGUUUGAAGUCUAUCUGUCCAGACGGUGAGGCUGAUGCUGCUCAAGACGCAUUGGAAUCUACCUGUAAGGCUCAAGGUGUUACAUUGGAUGAUGAUGUGACCUCAUCCUCUUCAUCCUCCUCCUCCUCUUCAUCCUCAUCCUCAUCCUCAUCCUCAUCCUCAUCUUCUUCCACUCCAUCAUCUUCAACAUCUUCAUCUUCCUCUACUCCAUCUAGUUCAUCUUCCUCUUCUUCAUCCACCUCUGAGGAACCAACUACUUCUUCUGCUGAACCAUCUUCUUCUGCCGAACCAUCUUCUUCUGCUGAACCAUCUUCUUCUGCUGAACCAUCCACUUCUGAAGAGCCAUCCACUUCCGAAGAACCAACCUCGUCCGCAGAACCAACAACUUCAAGUUCAAUUGUGUCUGAAACCACUGCUGCCCCAACUUCUACCUUGGCAACCUCAACUUCCGCAGAACCAACUAGCACUCCAACCACCAUUGCCACUAUCUCCUCCGAUGGUGCUAAUGCUUUGUCGUUAGGAAACGCUGUUUUCGGUGGUUUGGCUGUAGCAGGUCUAUUGUUGUGA